Molecule: messenger RNA, 2421 nt
Organism: Symbiodinium pilosum
Lineage: Eukaryota; Dinophyceae; Suessiales; Symbiodiniaceae
Source: the annotation of a GenBank genome assembly
AUGUUUUCAUCAACGUGCCCUUCCUACUGCAAAUCUCGAUGGCAUUACCUUUUUGAGGUACAACUUUGGCUCGCGAGGCGUGAAGCACUGAUUCAAUGGCUUGAACCUGAGGUCGCGCGUGCAGGGGCAAACAAGAACCCAGAGGACGACUUGUCCAAGGCAGAGGGUGAGGGACUGCGAAGGCUUGCAGUUGCCGGCCUUGAUAGAGCAAUCUUCUGGGCUGUGUUUUGGUCAGCCUACAUCAUACAGUCGUGGGCCUUCAAUGCGAACAAAUGGGUGCAUGCUUGCCCUUGCCCAGCCCACCGCGACAAGGAGCUGCAGCCCAAGACCAGAGGCACCAAGAGAAAGCCAGGGUCAGAGUCAGAGCCAACCGCCAAUUUUGAGCACAAGUGCCCUAUGAAUGGCAGACGCUUGAUCGAACUGGCUUGCGGCAAAGCCAAAAGCUUUGCGCGUGAGUUGAAGAGUCUACACCUGGAAGGCUAUCAGCCGGCAGCAUCAGCUUUGCAAAAGCUGAGACAAAUGGGUGACGUGGGGAAAGCGGAUGAGAUCUCCAAUGCAUUCAUUGUCGCGCAGCGCAAGGUUUUGUUACGCUUUGAGCAAGGGACUUCUUACUAUUCAACCUUCCCCUGGAGUAUUGUGAGGUUGUUGGGUUACAUUGUUGAGCCGGUAGGGAAAGAGAGAGAACACGCAGUUCAUCAGAGCCGCACGUUUGCUGUUGAACUUUGCCAGAUGUUUGACGCUGGCCAGCUGAAUGUGAACAACUUUGCUGGUGAUUUUUUCCGAGGGUCGUUGUUGGCAUCACUGCGUGCAUGGGCUUCGGGUAGAGACACGGCAAUGCCCCAAAACUUGUUUCGAGAAACCCUUGCGUACGGGCUGAGCCUUGUAUGCAUGCAACGCCUGGAAGGGCGUCAUCAUCUGGUGAACAUGAAAAUGGGGGGAAGUCGGGCGUCAACGGCUGCCACAGUGUCUGCGGCCCUCAGGCGGCGACAAAAUCCAGACACGCGUCAGGCAAACUUUAGAGAUGAAUUCGAAGAACACUUGCAAAAUUUCCAGAUGUUGGUGCCAGAGAAAUGGAACUCUCUGGCCGAACUCCAUAGGCUUGUGUCUGGCCAGAAUCUGGACAUCAUGUUCAGUGAUGUUUCCCGUGAAGAAUUGGUGAUUGCUGAAGCGGCGCAAGCCAGAAACCACACUGCUGGUGACAUAGUGUUGUUCCAGCAGCACAUCAAAACUGUGCUUCGGGAAGGGUCAUGCUAUGCUAUUCCGGCUUGUGUGGAUGCAUGCGGUGGUGAUACUUACUAUGAUAUUGUGCAGCUUCUGAGCCUGAAGCCAUCCGCCAAAAAGUACAUGGAGCGCGUUGUAGGGAUCAGCUGGUCCGGAGCACCGGACAAGUGGCAAGACAGUGUGGCCGUGGCGGUGCUUGGGCGUUGCAAGUUUUCACCUGAGGGCCCCAUUGAUCUGGAGGCCCCCUGUAUGAUGGAGAGCCAGUUGUGCCCCAUUCCUGCUGACUAUACGUUCGCUGCCAGCACCAGCAGUGUGGAAUCAUUUCCAGUGCAGAAACUGUUCAGGUUUAAAUUCGAGAACAUUUACGAGUUCAGUUGUCGCAAGGCCGCUUGCCACUUCGCAGAAGACGCGGUGCUUCAGCUCAUGGAAGACACAUACGGCAAUGACGAAGCCCAGCAAAGCGAUGUCCAGUGUCGCCCUGUCAGACGCGCAAGCAGCCAAAUCAGUUUGGCAUCUGCAGCUGAAUCCUGUGAUUCUGGGGAUGCCAGAAAGCAGCUAGCGUCACCGGACCUUGUUUUGACGCACCUGGCCAGGGAUAAGAUCCUGCAACUUGGAAAGAAAGUUGGUGCUUCUGGGAAGCCAGUAUCCUUGCACGAUAAAGAUCGUGCGGCUGCAGAAUGGCUCGUCGGCCAUGAGUUCGCGUCUUACACCGCGCAAGGUCAGCUUGUGCUCUUAUCAGCCGCCCUCCAGACAACAACCAUACUAGAAGGGCCACGGCCAGUGUCUGGGCCAACGGACAAUCUACAAGACAGUGUAUGGGGUUUACGACGCAAACUUUUCAAGAAGGGGUGGUCUUCCGGGCCAGCGUCAACAGCCGCAGCUUCAACCCGUCACUACAAUGAAAAGAAUGCUUUCAGACAGUACUUGGCACUGCUUCUAGAUAGACCUGCUUGUGUCGAACGACAUGAACAAGCAAAUGCAUUCUCCCACGCUGUGAUGGCCGGAGGGUAUUAUGAAUGCUUUCACAUUGCCUGUGCUAGGCAGCACGAAGAUGUCGUGCUUGGGCUGAUUUGGCUUGUUGUUGUUGUUGUUGCUGCUGUUAAAAGUAAGUUUAACCGAAUGCUUGAGUGUGCCCUGACACGUGGACAGCAAGGCAUUGUUCGCUAUCCCGCGAAAUAUGACUGCAGCUGGUUAUGCUGA